Messenger RNA from Microplitis demolitor, 4304 nucleotides. RefSeq names its product proton channel OtopLc (gene OtopLa). Gene Ontology annotation, molecular function: proton channel activity. Gene Ontology annotation, cellular component: membrane. Gene Ontology annotation, biological process: proton transmembrane transport. Lineage: Eukaryota; Metazoa; Arthropoda; Insecta; Hymenoptera; Braconidae. The transcript is spliced from 8 exons. The record is from RefSeq and is a predicted model, not a curated record. The coding region runs from base 520 to 3252 and encodes 910 amino acids.
AAUUAUUACUCAAAAAACGCGCUGUGCUUUUGUACUUAACGAUUCAUCUCUUUUGCACUAUUAUUUACAUUAUUAGUAUUUGCAAUUGCAAUAAGUAAACGUGUAUUUAGUGGUCGGUGGUUAGCGCGAAAUGUAAUAGAUACGGUUGACGACCGGUUAUCACUGAGAUCAUUUUCCGAGCCAAUGCUUUUAAAUAUUUAAAUGUUUAUAUAAAGUCCGUGGGUUGCUAAUGUUUAUGGCGGGAGUUAAGUAAGAAUGUGUAAUAAUAUAAAAGGGAAAUAGUAUAGUACGAGAAUCAGAUAAAGAUAGACAAGAUAUAUAUAUCUAGUCACGCGAUCUUGUCUCGAUCACACAAAGCGUCAAUUAUGUUUUGAGCUUGCAGACGCGCUACACUUAUACGCGGUUAAUUUUUACAAUUCACGUGAUUAAUCCGCUGUCUUCAAAUUAUUUUUACUAAUUUUAACAUCAAGAGUAAAUUUCAAUAACCAUGAUAAACGGAGACCUAUUGAUCCAAAGGAGAUGCAACGGUGUCCUUACCUGCACGAGAUGAAGGAGCGUCUGCUCUCGCAGCCGACCCCAACCGAUAGCCUGGACAUGGAACGACUGGACGGUGGUACUCCGGUAAAGGAGGCUAAUCUCCAUACAGAGUACCCGGCACAAACGAACCCUGGAGUGAUCCCCGACCCCCCCGAAAUGCCACCCGACACCUUGAUUGGCACCGUCGUCAAGGUAAAUGAUCCCGAGCUCAAUUCAGAUGGAUAUGGAUCACAUACGUCUCCGGCCCAUGCGAGACAACCUCUUGUACCUCAGGGUUCGAUGAAUCCUCCGUUAUGCCUUACCCCAUCACAUUCUGGUUAUGACAGGAGAAAUUUACCAAAGAAUGCUAAAACGUCAUUGUUUAUAAUUAUGAGCUUCAUCUACGCAAAGCUACUGGUGGUAGUGUGUGUGGCGUAUGUAAUAAGUGAAGUUGUAACUCACAAGCUACCAUUGUAUUACUUUGAGGGUUUCUUCGCUUACAUGUACGGGAUGAGUAUCCUUUUCUUGCUCUACGUCUUUUGCUUUCUGCUACAAGAAAGCGCCUGUUGCUCGAGGGGCGCGGAAACUCCACCUCCACCUCCAAAACCACCGAAACCUCCCAAGGAGCCAAAGGAUAAGAAAAAUAAAAAAGAUAAGAAAGACAACAAAAAAGAUAAUAAGAAAGACACCAAGAAUAAAAAAGAUUUUCAGGAUGCUAGUGAUGUUGAAGCUGGAGUAUCAACUCGCGUGUCACGUAAACGCAAAACUUCACAAAAUGACCACAGUCACGGAAGCUUCUUCCUCAGAAUCGGUGCAAUUGCAUUCGGACUCGGUACCAUGGUAUACAAUGGACUCGAAUUCGGAGCUUUCUUUGAAAUUCCACCGACUUCACCAUGUUUCCAAAUCCUCCAUGGCGUUAAUCCAUUGCUACAAAUGGUCUUUACAUUCAUGCAAAUGUACUUCAUCUUUAUGAACUCGCGGCUAAACAUUCACCGAUUUAAAGUAAUCGCACGCUUUGGACUGAUGCACGUCGUAGCAACGAAUCUCUGCGUCUGGGUGAGGACCCUAGUUUUCGAAAGUCUUAAAGAAAUCACCCAAAUCAAUUUGCGUUACAGCAAACCCGAUCUUGGAAUCAUUGAGAGCAUUCGUCAACAUUCACUUAACCACGCUGGUGUAAUAUUAGGCAACGAGCCGCGUGAUAUAGCACAACUACGCCUCGCACCAUCCUCAUCAACUUCAAACUUAGCAACAAAAUUACUCGGCGCGACGGCAGCAACAACCCGACGAUUAAUCCGGACAACACCGUCAUCAAUAAACCGUUACGCGCGUUCAACGGCACGUUCAGUAGCACGUGCAAUAACUCACGGCACCACAUCGACCUUAGCAACAUUUACACCAAGUACUGAAACAACCCCACAUAUAACAACAUCUACAUCAACAACAACCACAACAUCAACAACUCCCCCGACAACAUCAACAACAACUCCUUCCACUACGACCACAACAAUAUUCCCAUCAACAUCAACAACAACUUCAACAGCUCGACCCACAUUAUCAACAAUAGUAGACGCCUUUACAAGUACUAUAAAACCUAAUAUAACAACUCCAACUCUAACGAGCACUACAUCAACAAUAGCGCCACCUGUACCAACAUCAGCGCCCUUAACAACAUACGCAUCAAUGAUGUUGGAUUUCGGUGACCCAGCUUCCUCAAUAAACAAAGGAAUUCCGCCGUUACUUGACAUUGUUAAUCAAACCAACGGAACAAGUGUUUGGAGCCCAACGUUUGCAUUCUACCAAAGCGCACCCUUGAAUGAAAAUGCAUGCGGUCGCGUAAAUAUAAUGGGAACCAUUGUCCAAGAUGCUGCCCCAUAUCUGUUUCCAUUUAUCAUUGAAUACAGUUUGAUCGGAGCAGCAGUUAUUUACGUUAUGUGGAAGCACAUUGGGCGCCACCCACGUUGGCCGCAUCAAGCGGAAGCCGAUUUAGAGCGUCGACUUGAAGCGAUGCUUUCACGUCGUGCCGUUGCCCUGGCACAUGCAGGUCACGGUCGCGUUGAUUGUGUGGGCGCCAGCAAGGGGCUUUUUGUUGGGCUUUUCCUACUGGUUGGUUCCUUGAUCUGUUUGAUCCUUUUCUUUGUUCUAAUUCAUCACCCGUCAUUCGGAUUACUCGCAAUCUAUCUGGCAGAUGUGUCACACUGCGUUUUGAUGGCAUUCUCAAUAAUAGCUAUCAUAAUUGGUUUCAUUCGUGUACAGAGUCUGAAAUUCAAAGCCGAAGAACAAAGUGACCUCAAUGAUAUUCUGUUGCGUGUUUCGGGUUUCGGUUUGUUCCUUUACGCUGUUUUUAGUGUAAUUGCUGGUUCAUUGGCGGCAUUUACACACGAACCAAAUUUAUUGGUGAUGGUUACUGGUUUAUUGGCUAUUGUACAAGUUGUAUUGCAAAUGUUGUUUAUUGCAGAUGUAUCACGUAGGCGUGUACAUUUACCAGAACAUGAUCGUAGCAAACCUGGACGCCAAGUUGUUACAUUUUUACUUAUUUGUAAUGUAACAAUGUGGGUUAUUUAUACAUUUGAGACACAAAAAGUCGUUGCUAAUCCAGUGCAACUUGAUUUCUAUGGUUCUCUUGCGUGGAUUAUUGUACAAAGGGUCACUAUGCCACUUUGUAUAUUCCACAGGUUCCAUAGCGCGGUUACGCUUGCUGAAAUAUGGAAAACCAGCUACAAAGCGCGUUUGGAGUAAGAUCUGAUAAUUGAUAUCAAUGUUUGAAGUGUCGAUUAAAUUUUCAGAGCUCCGUUUGAUGAGAAGAUGAAGAAAAAAAAAAUCCUCUGGUACCAAUAGGAUACGGAUUUUUUUUAAAGAGCUCGAUUAUUAGCAUGUUUUUUUUUGCCAAACAAACCAUUUGUCACUGAUGCAUUUUUAUACUUUUAUACCUUCACAUCCUGUAUUACGCAUCGAGAAUUAUUGUGGAAAAAUAAAAAAAAUCAACGGCAUUACAUCCUGCCUAUGAAAAUUAUAAAAACGAAAAAUCCGAUGCAACAAUUAGGAUAAACAAUUUUAAUUGUUUGUUUUUUUGUUUGUUAUUUUUGUAUAAUGUAAUUCUAAUAUAUGUAAGUACGAGUACUUAAUAUUGAAAAAAAAAUAAUAAUAAAUAAAAGUGGGAUCAUAAUUUAUUAAUUUUAAAAUGCUUGACGCAAGUAAAAAAAAAAAAGAAGUAAAAAUAAAUAAAAAAUAAUACGUUUGUAGCGUAUUUGUAAAGUACAAAAUUGUUUAUAAUUCUAAGAUUAUAUUUUACAAUUGGCGUGUGUAAUUUUUUUCCUUUAUUGGAAAAUUAUUUAAGUUAAUUCUAACAAAAGAAUAAAAAAAAAAAAAAUAAAUAAAGGAAAGAAAAAAAAAAUAUCAUGAAAUAGAGAUAUUUUAAGUGUCAACGCGAGGUUCAAAUGGAUUAGAUGAAAGAGACGGUAAUAAAAUCGGUCAUACUACGAAAUAAACAAAAAAAAAAAAGAAAAUAAUGAUAGAUAUCAUUAGAUAAUAGAUAUAAAAAAAUGAAGAUUAAGUAGAUACAUUCCUAUCUGAAAUUAGAUGAAAGUUAUCUCGUGUCGCUAUCAAACAUAAAUUUAAUCAUCGAGUCAUCGAAAAAGUAAUAAUUAAAUGAAUGAAUAAAAAGUAUAGAUAAAAUUAGUUAUUGUUCUACGUGUUCGCAAAUUCAUUAAAGAAAAAAAAAAAUUCAAACGACAUUAAAUAUGUACUUAGCUUCGCGUUCUCAUUGUAACACUGUUCAAACGCUCUGUCAA